Molecule: messenger RNA, 1092 nt
Organism: Colletotrichum karsti
Lineage: Eukaryota; Fungi; Ascomycota; Sordariomycetes; Glomerellales; Glomerellaceae
Exons: 1
Coding region: 1-1092 (363 amino acids)
Source: RefSeq, a predicted model, not a curated record
AUGUACCGAUAUCUACUUUCAUCUCUGGUGUUGCUGGCGACUACACCUCCUUCCAUUUGCCAGCGAACGUUCGAUCGCCAGUACACCAACUUCGACGUCUUCCCAAACGAGAGCCAUCCGCUCGCAUACUUUACGAGACACGAUGUGCCCGCCGGCAAGGACCACCAGGCUUUCCGAGUAACCGAGACCUCUCUCCAGACGCCCGCGUACGAGUACUCCCGGUGGGGGUUCUACAUCUACCGAACGACCUACGACGACGACGACCUCUGGGACCGCUAUGUAACGUACAUCCACGAGAAAGCCAAGCGCGCGAUCGAUCUCGGCUCGGACGGAUCACAGGGCCAGUUCCGCGUCUUUCUCGUCGAGGGCCCUGGGCUGGACGGCACGUCAAUCGAGGACGUCCGGGAGCAGUAUCUGCAUUGGUCUUCCAAGCUUUCGAUCAGCGACUGGGAGAUCAGUCCGUGGUGGCACCGAGAUCUUGUUCUCGGAAGUUACCCGCUCUACGUGGACGCAGAGUGUUUAGAGUCUCUCCGAUACCACGAAGGGCUGGAGGAAGGGUCCAAGGAGCGCCGGAUGCACGAGGUAUUCAUUAAGGCAAUCAACGCUGAACAACCGAGGAUAUACAAUAUUAUCGAAUGCGAUGAUGGUUAUGUUGAUGAAUCGGGGAGAAGCCUUGAUGACGAAAUCAUACAGUUUCAUCAUUUUCUGAUGGAUGCGGUCGAUUGGGUGGAUGGCAUUGAGAUUCCGACGGAGGAUGAUGACGUCGAGGAUGUAUUCGAGGACGAUGCACAAGAGGAGCCAAUGGACGGGGAAGUGCAGGACUUCGCGUACGAUCCGGAUGAGGAUCCGAAGUACGAGGAAAGGGAGAGGUUCCCCUGCUUCUGCGUUAAAGAUGAGAGUGGACGUUGGAAGUAUGCGGACAAGAAAAUAUCGCAAUACAACUGGAUGUUGGUGAGCUGUCGAGAACUUGUGUGGUAUCGGGACGUCAUGACGGAGAAGUACGGGGACUGGGAUCAGCAAUAUGUUUUGUUCAGGUACCCGGAAAAGCGGCCCUGGAUGACGGGCUAUUCGUGUGCGUGUGAUCAUGAGUAG